Molecule: messenger RNA, 1344 nt
Organism: Cyanidioschyzon merolae strain 10D
Lineage: Eukaryota; Rhodophyta; Bangiophyceae; Cyanidiales; Cyanidiaceae
Product: ribosomal large subunit pseudouridine synthase C
Exons: 1
Coding region: 1-1344 (447 amino acids)
Biological process (GO): pseudouridine synthesis
Molecular function (GO): RNA binding; pseudouridine synthase activity
Source: RefSeq, a predicted model, not a curated record
AUGCGCGUUGUGUUACACCAAGCUGGGCGCACCAAGGUAAACGUGCACAGCGCCGCAAGGCACUGGAAACGAAGUUACCGAUCACGCCCUGGUGCAGGUCACUGGGGAAACUCAAUCGAUCGUAAAAAGUUGUUUUCCGAACAGAAUAGACGCUCCUCGAACCAGUGUAUGAGCCUGGCUGGCGACUUACCACGUGUGCAAGCGUACACUUCGUCGAAGCUCUGGCGAGCCACGUACACCGUUGUCCUCAGCGCUGAGCGCGAUGCAAGCGCGUCAGCAGCCAAGCUUGCUGCCUUUUCCAACGCCUGCAGCGAUUCGACUUUAUUGAAACUCGACUGUCUAGACGCAUCGGAAACCUAUCUUGCUGACGAACCCGAGCUCCGCAGGGCGGUCGAGGUCGAGCGCGGCCAAAGGGCCACUACCCUGGAGUCGUACUACACGAAACACUGGGAAUGGAGCGGUGCGAAACAUCUGCAUGUGGCUGAAGGGCCGGAGUUCUCAACGCAGCGGGACGGAUUGCCUUGCGCCCAUGCAGCCAGUCUGCCCGCAGACUGGCAAGUACAACCACCGCGAAAGUUGUUUGAGGACGAUGAAUUUAUCGCGUACUCUAAACCCGCUGGGGUCCUGUCAUCGACAGUUCUGUACAUGGCCAUGAUGUCUGAGUCGCCAGAGCACCGACAAAGUGCACAGGCCUGGCGCCUAGCGAACCGACUCGACCGGGAUACGAGCGGCAUCUUACUCUUUGGAAAAACGCCUUUGGCGAAUCAAGUCUGUAAUGCCCUGACCACAAGACGCUCAGGCAGCCUAGAGAAGCUCUAUAUCGCAAACUUGCACCAAGUGCAAUGGAAACAUAUGCAGCAUGAUGAUCAAAUGCCACCCAUGUUUCAAGUUGGGUGUGUGCUACGGGUCAUAAGUGGGCACGGCACCACAAGGCGGGGACUGCACCGUCUCUACCCUCUUGAAUGCGUCGGGCAACGUCUGCACGAUCGAAUGCGCCGUCCAGUUCGUAUUGCAGAGACUUGGUUUCGCAUCGAAAACAGGACGCCGCUUAAAUCCGAGAAUAGUCUUGUCGGUGACUUGGAAGCACAUCCAGCGAUGUUGUACCGUGUUCUGUGUGCACCUGUCACGGGGCGGACACACCAGAUCCGUCUCCAUGCACAUGCUCUGGGUAUGCCUGUUCACGGCGACGUUCGUUACGGCUCUCUGAGUGAUUUACAGGGAACAAACUGUCACCAUUUGCAUGCAGUCGCGCUCGCAUUCACCACUUCAGAAGGCAGGAAAAUUUAUAUCGAGGCGGAAAGCCCUGCGUGGUUAGAUUUUUCGGGUGAGGUAGAGCAUCCUUAA